AUGUCUAACCCGCCGCCAGCCAACCUAGAAGGGAACGCAAGCAACAUGCAAGCUGUCGCGGCCGUCGGUGUCAAGCUUCCAGAUUUCUGGAAAACGGACCCGGAAAUGUGGUUUGCGCAAGCGGAGGCGCAAUUUACUUUGGCCAACAUCACACGCGACGACACAAAGUACUCCCACAUCGUGGCCAAAGUCGAUCAAACCGUGAUUUGCCACAUCGCCGACCUGGUCCAUCGCCCCCCGCUUGAGAACAAGUACAAUGCAGUGAAGGAGAGACUGAUUGGCCGCUUUGCUUUGUCCCCUCAAGCCAGACUGGAAGGACUGCUUGGAACGCACGACCUUGGAGAUUUGCGUCCCUCCCACCUUCUCGCAAAGAUGCAGGAACUCUCGUCGGGAUUGGGAGUUGAGUCCGCGCUGCUGCUCUUUCUGCAGAAACUGCCAACGAACGUUAGAGGAAUCCUCUCGAUUUGCAACGAGUCGCUAGCGAACAUUGCGUUGAUGGCAGACAAAAUGAUCGAAACUAUGUCAGCAACCGUGGCAUCCGUGAGCAAGCCGGAAGGGCUUCCGACCUCCGAAACCGACGAUCUCAAGGCACAGGUUGCAGCUCUCACAGCUGAGGUCAAGCGGAUGAGGAUCCAGCCCUCGCGUUCCCGCAGUCGAUCACUGUCCCGAGCUCGGGACGACGCUCGCUCUCCGUCCAGAAAUCGAGAUGACGUGUGUUGGUAUCAUCGCAAAUACGGAAACAACGCUCGACAGUGCCGUGAACCGUGCACGUUUUCUCCAAAAAAACUAGAUGUCGGCCCAUCUCAAACGGCGGAGGUGGGUGGAGCUUCAACAAGUCGUCGUCUUGUCGUCUACGACAGAUCAUCCAAAACAAGAUUCCUGAUCGAUUCAGGGUCCGACGUGUCCCUGAUUCCCGCGAGCAGAAGUGACCGGACCGGAGGCGAGAUACCUUUUCACCUGCACGCUGCAAACGGCUCAAGCAUCAAGGCGUACUCCAAGAAAUUCCUGUGCACGGAUCUGGGACUGAGGCGGAAAUUUGUGUGGAGCUUCCUGGUUGCGGAUGUCGGCAUGGCGAUCCUCGGCGCUGACUUUCUGGCGCACUACGGGCUGAUCAUCGAUCUCAAGCACCAGCGCCUGAUCGACAACACGACGAAGCUGCAUUCGCUUGGUGGAAUGAUGACAGCAACGGUCCACAGUGUCACGUUCGUCGACGAACAGAACCCGUUUCGGGACCUGCUGCACGAAUUCCAAGAAAUUACUGUGCCCUUCUCACUCCGGUGCCAACCAACCCACGAUGUAACUCACCACAUCGUAACGAAAGGCCCUCCUGCUGCGUGCAAGGUGCGUAGACUGCAUCCCGAUAAAGCGAAGGCCGCGAAGGAAGAAUUCCAGUUGAUGAUGGACCUGGGCAUCUGCAGACCGUCGAGUAGCAGCUGGCCAAGUCCACUGCAUUGUGUCCCGAAGAAAAAUGGCCAGUGGCGGUUCGUCGGGGACUACCGGCAACUCAACAAAAUCACAGCACCCGACCGGUACCCGGUGCCUCACAUCCACGACCUGCUCCACACGCUGACCGGUAAGUCGAUAUUCACGACACUUGACCUGGAACGAGCUUAUCACCAGAUACCGGUAGAAGAGUCGGACAUCCCCAAAACAGCAGUGAUAACACCGUUUGGCCUUUUUGAAUUCACUCGCAUGCAAUUUGGGUUGAUGAAUGCCAACCAAACGUUUCAACGCUUCAUGGACCGUUUGUUUGCAGAUCUUGACUUCGUCGUGAAGUUCAUUGACGACAUCUGCAUCGCGUCCACGUCCAUGGAAGAGCAUCGCCGCCACGUUCGCAUUGUGCUAGAACGGUUGCACGCCAACGGCCUGGUGAUCAACGUCGCCAAAAGCCAGUUCGCUAAGACAGAAGUAAAUUUCCUCGGCAUGUGGUAA
Messenger RNA from Culex pipiens pallens (northern house mosquito), 1932 nucleotides. RefSeq lists its product as uncharacterized. The coding region runs from base 1 to 1932 and encodes 643 amino acids. Gene Ontology annotation, biological process: proteolysis. The record is from RefSeq and is a predicted model, not a curated record. The transcript has a single exon. Gene Ontology annotation, molecular function: aspartic-type endopeptidase activity. Lineage: Eukaryota; Metazoa; Arthropoda; Insecta; Diptera; Culicidae.